CAUGGGUCUGUGCCCAACGCCACAGGAUCCCCUGCCGGCAAAGACUGAUAGUAGAUAAUCCAAGUAAGUUGUCAUUCCCAUCUUUCCGCACAGGCCAAGUCCUGGAGCAGGGCUGGUCCAGCCUCAGCUGCAUGAGGAAAGGGCGAGGAAGCAGCAGGAUGUAGCCUCGGCCCGCGUUACUCUCGGCUAGGAGCUUACAGAAUGGGCUAACCUAUCCACAGUCUUCUGAAUGAGGACUUAGAAUGGGGCUUUGGGAAAGGCGGUUUGUAUCGAUGAGUGAGCAAAUAAAUGAUCAGUUGAACACACAGAGUGUUCGGGAGGACACUGGUAGAAGGAACCAAGGCCAACCCAAGGACUUAGGCUAUUGCUCUACCCAUGCUGUCAACAUCCUGCUUGUUUUUGAGCUGGUCACUGUCACCCUCCAGGCCUGAUGGAUGGUCUUGCUUUUCUUUUUCUUUUCUUUUUCUUUUUUUUUUUUUUUUUUGAGAUAAGGCUUGGCUUUCCUGAAACUUACAAUAUAGACUAGGCUGGCCUUGAACUGACAGAGAUUUACUUGUCUCUGCCUCAGAAUGCUGUGAUUAAAGGUAUGUGCCACCAUACCUGGCUCUGGUCUUGUACUGUUAAUUUACUCCUCUUUGGUUUUUACCCUGGUUCACUCUCUCCGCCAGCGUUCUUAGAUAGAGGUGACCCACCUUGGUCAGUGGAUGCUGAAUCUGGAGCUUGAAGAUGGGGCUGAAAGUUUGCAUUUAAAACUUUUGAGAAGCUGUAUGCCUUCUGUCCAACUGCCCCAUCCCAUCCUAGUGGCCUGUUUCCUCCGUCUGCUGAGCCCGGCCCUCUGCUCCCUUCUACCACUCUGCCCCCUCCCACCUACCUUGGCCAUCACUGCGGCGUGAGGCAAUCAUUCCAUCCUUGACCCUCUGCACAGUGACUCAUGGCUUUUUUAUCUCCGAGCGAUGAUGCACAGCCUUCCGCUGGAAGUAUUUAAGGCAGAGCGCUUGGUUCAAACCACAGCUGCAGGACUCAAGACCUUGAACGGUUCAGGGGGAGCAAACCCUUGAGUGUGGCCACAUUGCAGAACGGUACUGCCGCAUCUGCCAGCAAACUAUGUUGCUAGCCACAUUUAAGUUGUGUGCUGGGAGCUCCUACAGACACAUGCGGAACAUGAAAGGACUGAGGCACCAAGCUGUGCUGGCCAUUGGCCAGGAGCUGAACCGGAGAACACUGGGAGACGCCAGUUCUGGGUGGAUCAGUCAGGUUCGGCGUCGGAGCUCUCUGCUUGGUUCUCAGCUGGAAGCGACACUCUAUAGUGAGCAGGAGCUGUCCUACAUCCAGCAGGGAGAGGUGGCUAUGCAGAAGGCCUUGGGCAUCCUCAGCAACCAGGAAGGCUGGAAGAAGGAGACCCAGCAGGAAAAUGGCGAUGAAGUGCUAAGUAAAGUAGUCCCAGAUGUGGGCAAGGUGUUUCGGUUGGAGGUGGUGGUAGACCAGCCUAUGGACAGACUCUAUGAAGAACUUGUGGACCGCAUGGAGGCUAUGGGAGAGUGGAACCCAAAUGUCAAGGAGAUCAAGGUCCUGCAAAAGAUCGGGAAAAACACAAUCAUCACCCAUGAGCUGGCUGCAGCAGCAGGAAACCUGGUGGGGCCCCGUGACUUUGUGAGCGUGCGCUGUGCUAAGCGCAGAGGCUCCACCUGUGUGUUGGCAGGCAUGGCCACACAUUUUGGGGAGAUGCCCGAACAAAGCGGUGUCAUCAGAGCUGAACACGGUCCCACCUGCAUGGUGCUUCACCCAGUGGCUGGAAGUCCCUCAAAGACUAAAUUCACUUGGCUCCUUAGUAUUGACCUCAAGGGAUGGCUGCCGAAGACUAUCAUCAACCAGGUCUUAUCGCAAACCCAGAUGGACUUUGCCAACCAUCUGCGCAAGCGCCUGGAGUCCAGCCCUGCCUCUGAAGCCCGGUGUUAACUGUGCCCACUAUAUCAACCUGUACACCAUCAGCAGACUCCCGCAGGAAGCCUUCAAGUCCGUUGAAAUCUUCAGCUGGUGUAACGGGAGGAGUAGCCAUCAGAAUCUAGGACUGGCUAGUAAAAAUUGGCCAUCAGGAAAAUAGAAAUGAGGCUGAGAAAAGACCUCUAGCCUCUCCCACUGAUUAGCUGUGAAGUGGAGGCUAAGGGAUAAACAUCUGUUAAACCAUUCCAGUAGCUGAUGUGACAAGGUGGGGUGCUCAAAGCCACGGCCUCAAGCAGUGUACACAGAGCAGUUUUAUGCAGGGAACUCCAGUGACCUGCUCCUCCAUAAAAGGCCCAGAACAACAAACUACCCACAAAUGGACCCUUCCCCAGCAUAUUCCAAGUUUUGUCUAAGAAGAAACAAACUAGUUAUUCUGCUGGCUUCCUUACUUACUCCGUCACAAUAAAGCACCAUCCAUGCAAAUCUCAGUCUGCCCUUGUCAAGUCCUGCUCCACAGCAUCUGUGAUGGG
Messenger RNA from Chionomys nivalis (European snow vole), 2471 nucleotides. RefSeq names its product steroidogenic acute regulatory protein (gene Star). Gene Ontology annotation, cellular component: mitochondrial intermembrane space; mitochondrion. Bases 1105 to 1956 code for a protein of 283 amino acids. Gene Ontology annotation, biological process: intracellular cholesterol transport; steroid biosynthetic process; regulation of steroid biosynthetic process. Lineage: Eukaryota; Metazoa; Chordata; Mammalia; Rodentia; Cricetidae. The transcript is spliced from 7 exons. Gene Ontology annotation, molecular function: cholesterol transfer activity; cholesterol binding. The record is from RefSeq and is a predicted model, not a curated record.